Messenger RNA from Lathyrus oleraceus (garden pea), 999 nucleotides. Its product is annotated as protein FAR1-RELATED SEQUENCE 6. NCBI's taxonomy places the organism in Eukaryota, Viridiplantae, Streptophyta, Magnoliopsida, Fabales, Fabaceae. Bases 1 to 999 code for a protein of 332 amino acids. The record is from RefSeq and is a predicted model, not a curated record. The transcript has 3 exons.
AUGGACAGUUCAAGCAUUUUUAUAGAAUGUGGUAGUAGUCAAGGGGAAGAUGUAGAAGUUGAUCACGGUGAUUGUGGUGGUGAUAAUGAUGACACACUUUGGGUUUCUGCAAUUGGGAUGUGUUUUUCUUGUCUAGAGAAAGUUAAAACAUAUUAUCAAGAGUAUGCUUUAAAAAGGGGUUUGGAUGGAGGAUUAGAUCAUAGAGAAAAGGAGAUGACGGGGAGCCCUACAAAAGCAAGAUUGUUCAAGGCUAACAAGAAAAUGAACUUACAUGUGAGGAGAACAAUCCAAAUCAAUGAUGAUGCGGGAGUAAGGAUCAACAAGACUUUUCAAUCGCUUGUUAAAGAUGCAAAAGGACAUGGAAAUAUUCCCUUUUUUGAAAUAUAUGUGAGGAAUUAUAUUAACAAAGAGUGUCGUGCAAUUGGAAAAGAAGGUGAUGGUAAGGCUUUGAUUAGUUAUUUUUGUAAAAUGAGGGAACAAAAUACAGAUUUCUUCUAUGACAUAGAUUUGAAUGAUAAUUUUCAUGUAAGGAAUGUAUUUUGGGCUGAUGCAAGAAGUAGAGCCGCUUACGAAUAUUUUGGAGAUGUUGUAACUUUUGACACAACAUACUUGACUAACAAGUAUGACAUGCCUUUUGUUGCAUUCGUGGGUGUAAAUCACCAUGAAAAAGCACCUUUGGGUAUUGUGACCGACCAAUGUAAGGCUAUGAAAAAUGCUAUUGAGUUAGUCUUUCCUACAACUCGUCAUAGGUGGUGUUUAUGGCAUAUAAUGAAAAAAAAUCCAGAAAAGCUUAGUGGAUAUGGUGAAUACAAAAGGAUCAAGAAUGUAAUGAAAGAAGUAGUCUAUGAUACAUUUACAACAGCUAGUUUUGAACAAAAAUGGUGUUCGUUCAUAGAAAAGUUUGAUCUCCAAGAAAAUGAUUGGUUGGGUGGGUUGUAUAUUGAGCGUCAUAGGUGGACACCAACUUUGUUAAGGAAAUAUAGUUGGGAAAUUGGUUAA